AUGCGGGGCUACUCGGGCAAGAUCCGCUCCAAGCCGCUCUGGUGGGAGAAGAUCCACGACGCGACCGUCGUGGCGAGAUGGCGGGAGGAGAUGAUCGCGCAUGAUCGCGAGAACGUGGAGCGCUAUUGGGGAGGGGCUCACCGCUUCAGGCUCUACAUGAAGAAGCCGAAGGAAGGAUACUGGUUUGAUGGUUUGGUCAAACUGUGGCCGCGGGAUCCACUGAGCGAGGUGCAGAUAGGCUAUAUCUUCGACGAGCUGCUCUACGAGGCCACGAGGCGUGACCCAACCACCGGGAUCUUUGAGAGCGGCAUCCGCAAAGUGUACGAGUCCCAUUCUCUUGUCGACGCCAGUCUGAAGGAGCAGCUCAUGCGCGCUGCCUCUCUCUUCGAGAACGUUCCGGAGGACGAGAAGGACUGGCACCCCGGCUCCGACGGACAAGUCCUCGAUCUCGUACAUCCGUCCCUUUACCCCCUCCGUAUAGGGCACACCUUGUUUCGCACAGCUGACCCUUCGGGCGGACCGCCCAAGCUUAUGCUGCUCGACAACGACGAGUACAUCAGCACGCGCCGUGACCUCCAGGAAGAGAGCGACUACGCCGUCUCUCAAGCUUACCAGUGGCUCCCGACGGACUUCUCGGUCACUGCGGACGGAGAGGUCACCGCGCUCGGGUACAUCAACAACGCCCACCCUUUCCGGCACCGCGCCCUCUACCCCGUCGUCACUUCCCUCGUCGCGCGCUUCGUUCCCAUGUUCGAGCGCGUGCUCUCCGACGCCCUGUCCCCGGACUACGAAUCGCCUAUCCACGAAUCACCCCACGAAUGGUACGACCACAUCGGCGUGCCUUCGCCAAAGUGGGACCCAGUGGUGGACCACGACAGCUACAACAAGCUCUGGGAAGCAUGGACGGCGGAGCACAGGUGGCCUCUGAUCCCCGAACCCGACCCAUUCGCGCCCCCGUCUGCGGACGGCCGCGUGUCCUUCACGCUCAAGGGGCGCACGGUGCAGGCGAUCGUCAAGCUCGCCAGCGUCCACCUCGCGCCCGACAAGCCGACGUACCCCGGUGGCUCCUGGCACGUCGAGGGCAUGGCGAACGAGCGGAUCGUCGCGACGGGCCUCUACUACUACGCGAUGGAGAACGUGACCGAGAGCCGGCUCGCGUUCCGGACGCGCGUCGGCGGGGGCGACUACGGGAUGGACCUCUCGUACGAGCAGCACGACCACCGGGGGUACCUCGCCGCGUACGGCUUCGGGCGGGACGACGGGCUGAGCCAGCCGGUCGGCCACGUCGUCGCGGCGGAGGACAAGUGCGUCGCGUUCCCGAACGUGUACCAGCACCGCGUCGAGCCGUUCGCGCUCGCGGACAAGACGCGGCCCGGGCACCGGAAGAUGCUGGCGCUGUUCCUCAUCGACCCGAAGAUCCGGGUGUUGUCGACGACGGACGUGCCGCCUCAGCAGCGGGAGUGGGCGCUCGCGGAGGCGGAGAGGGCGCCUGCGAUGCGGAAUCUCCCGCAGGAACUGUACGACGAGAUCGUGGCGUUCGCGGAGGGUGAGUUGAUGUCGCGGGAGGAAGCGGAGGAGCAUCGCCAGAAGCUCAUGGCGGAGCGGUCGGUCUUCGUGGACGAUCACAACGAGAAGACGUUCGAGGAGGUGUUCAACAUGUGCGAGCAUUGA
Epithele typhae is the source of this 1671-nucleotide messenger RNA. RefSeq lists its product as uncharacterized. NCBI's taxonomy places the organism in Eukaryota, Fungi, Basidiomycota, Agaricomycetes, Polyporales, Epitheliaceae. Bases 1 to 1671 code for a protein of 556 amino acids. The record is from RefSeq and is a predicted model, not a curated record. The transcript has 3 exons.